AUGGAGGUGGAAACCAAGAAACCGUUUGUCCUUCGGAUUCUGAGGAUACUGUGGACAAAUCAAGGGGCACAUUUUACAGAACUGCGUGGUGGAGCAGAAGGGAUUCUUUCAGAAGCCUGCCGGAAAGGAGCAAUGGAGAACCAAGGGGGAAGCUGUCUGCAGACAAGUGUGGUCGAGGAGAUGCUGAGUGGGACCUUGGUAGGCAAUCUGGUAAAGGACCUGGGGCUAGAGGUGGGUGAACUGUCUUCCCGGGGGGCUCAAGUGGUCUCUAAAGAUAACAAACUGCCUUUGCAAUUGCACAUAAAUACAGGGGAUUUGCUCCUAAGCGAACCGCUGGACAGGGAGGAGCUGUGUGGCUCCAAUGAGCCCUGCGUGCUGCAUUUUCAGGUGUUAAUGAAAAACCCCUUGCAGAUUUUGCAAGUUGAGCUUCAGGUCAGGGAUAUCAAUGACAACUCCCCCGUAUUCUUGGAAAAAGAAAUGGUUCUAGAAAUCCCAGAGAAUAGCCCUGUUGGUGCUGUGUUCUUACUAGAAAGUGCGACAGAUUUAGAUGUAGGAACCAACGCCGUGAAAAAUUAUGUGAUAAGCCAGAGCUCCCAUUUUCACAUUACGAUAAGAGUUAAUCCUGAUGGCAGGAAAUACCCAGAGUUAGUUUUGGACAAGGCACUGGAUUACGAGGAGGAGCGGGAGCUCAGUCUCAUUCUCACUGCCUUGGAUGGUGGAAUUCCACCCAAGUCUGGGACUGCCUUGGUUCGGGUGGAAGUCAUAGAUAUUAAUGACAACUCGCCCGAGUUUGAGCACAUGUUCUACGAAGUGAAGAUUCCAGAGAAUAGCAUUCUUGGCUCACUGGUUAUCACUGCAUCGGCUUGGGAUUUAGACUCGGGAAUUAAUGGUGAAGUAUCCUAUACCUUUUCUCAUGCAUCAGAGGAUAUUCAAAAGACAUUUGCAAUUAAUAAAAACUCUGGAGAAAUACGUUUAAUAGAAUAUUUGGACUUUGAAACAACUGAAUCCUACUCAAUAAUCGUUAAAGCUACAGAUCGGGGAGGACUUUUUGGGAAAUCUACAGUAAGAAUUCAAGUGAUAGAUGUGAAUGACAAUUCUCCUGAGAUUGCUGUGUCAUCAUUUAUCAGUCCAGUCCCAGAAAAUUCCCCGGAUACUUUAGUUAUGAUUUUUAGUAUCCAAGACAAGGACUCAGGAGAGAACAGCAGGAUGGUCUGUUCUAUUCCAGAGGACCUCCCGUUUGUGCUAAAAUCUUCGAUUGAAAAUUACUACCACUUAGAAACGGAGGGAGCACUGGACAGAGAGAGCAGAGCUGAGUACAACAUCACCAUCACAGUCACCGACAUGGGCACACCCAGGCUCACAACCCAGCACACCAUAACAGUGCAGGUGUCCGAUGUCAACGACAACGCCCCCUCCUUCACACAAACCUCCUACACCCUGUUUGUCCAGGAGAACAACAGCCCCGCCCUGCACAUAGGCACCAUCAGCGCCACAGACUCAGACUCAGGCUCCAAUGCCCACAUCACCUACUCGCUGCUGCCCACCCACGACCCUCAGCUGGCCCUCUCCUCGCUCAUCUCCAUCAAUGCAGACAACGGGCAGCUGUUCGCGCUCAGGGCGCUGGACUAUGAGGCCCUGCAGACCUUCGAGUUCCGCCACAGGCUGCUGGUGGCGGUCAAGGACAAUGGCGAUCCUCCUAGGUCUGCCAGUGUCACUCUGCAUGUGCUGGUGGUGGAUGGCUUCUCUCAGACCUAA
Messenger RNA from Cricetulus griseus (Chinese hamster), 1755 nucleotides. NCBI's taxonomy places the organism in Eukaryota, Metazoa, Chordata, Mammalia, Rodentia, Cricetidae. The record is from RefSeq and is a predicted model, not a curated record.